ACCUGCCAUCUGGAGAUGAGCUACUUUGAGGUUUAUAAUGAGAAAAUCCAUGACUUGCUUGUGGUGACAGAUGAACAAAACCAAAAGAAGCUACCACUAAGAGUCAGAGAACAUCCAGUAUUUGGACCCUAUGUGGCUGAUCUCUCAACGAAUGUGGUCAGCUCCUAUACUGAUAUCCUGGGCUGGCUUGAGCUUGGAAAUAAGCAGCGUGCCACUGCGGCCACAGGCAUGAAUGACAAAAGCUCCAGAUCUCACUCAGUCUUCACCCUUGUCCUCACUCAGACCAAGACAGAGUUUGUGGAGGAGGAAGAGCAUGACCACAGGACCAUCAGUAGGAUCAACCUGGUAGACCUAGCAGGCAGCGAGCGCUGUGGCAUAACCCAGACUUGUGGGGACAGACUGAGGGAAGGUGCAAGUAUCAACAAGUCCUUGCUAACACUGGGGAAGGUCAUCUCUGCUCUCUCUGAACAGUCCCAAGCCAAGAAGAAGGUCUUCAUCCCCUACAGAGAGUCUGUGCUCACUUGGUUGCUCAAGGAGAGUUUGGGUGGAAAUUCAAAGACUGCCAUGGUUGCCACAGUGAGUCCUGCUGCCUGCAAUGUCGAGGAAACCCUGAGCACCUUGCGCUAUGCUAAACAGGCUCGUAUGAUUAUUAAUGUGGCCAAGGUCAAUGAGGACAACAAUGCCAAACUGAUCAGGGAACUAAAAGCUGAAGUUGAAAAGCUGAGAGCAGCUCAAAUGAGCUCCCAAGGCAUUGAGCCAGAGAAAAUGAGACUCUUUCAGCAGGAAAUUGCUGCCCUCAAGAUGCAGCUAACACAACAGCAGAAGGACAUGGCUGAGGCUCAUCGGACAUGGAAGGAGAAGCUGGAACAAGCUGAGAAGCGAAAGUGUGAAGAAACCAAGGAGUUGCAGAAAGCUGGGAUCACGUUUAAGGUGGAUAAUAGGCUUCCAAACCUUGUCAACCUGAACGAGGAUCCUCAGCUGUCGGAAAUGCUGCUCUACAUGAUAAAGGAAGGCCAGACCAGGGUGGGGAAGCACAAGUCUGACUUUGCUCAUGACAUCCAAUUGUCUGGUGCCCUCAUUGCUGAUGAACAUUGUGUGAUUUCCAAUGUGAACAGUACAGUUAGUAUCACUCCCAUCAAGGAGGCAAAGACCUUUGUGAAUGGAAACCUUAUCUCCAAAUCCACUGUCCUGCACCAUGGUGACCGUGUAAUCCUCGGGGGUGACCACUACUUUAGGUUUAACCACCCAGUGGAAGUGCACAAUGGGAAGAGAGUUUCUUGCUGGUCUGGUGCUGCGGAUGGACAGAAGGAUUUUGAAUUUGCCAAAAAUGAGCUGCUGGCAUCACAAAGGGCCCAGCUGGAGGCAGAGAUUGAGGCAGCCCACCUCAAAGCCAAAGAGGAGAUGAUUCAGGGGAUACAAGUGGCCAAAGAAAUGGCUCAGAAAGAGCUAUCUGAUCAGAAGACCAUGUAUGAAAACAAGAUCAGAGCCCUGGAACAAGAGCUGGAGGAGGAGAACCAGAAGAAGAAGUGCCAGGAGCUCAACAAUCAGAGGGUGGUCAGCCAGAUGGAAGAGCUUCAGAGCGCCAAGAUUCAGCUUGAGCAGGAGCUGCACGUGAAUAAGAAACGCCUUCUUAUGGAAGCCCAAGCCACCAAACAGGCAAUGGCUGACCAUGACAUCCGACAUGCCAAGAUCAUUGAGGCACUGGAAGCAGAAAAAAGGAAGAUUGCUGAAGAUCUUGAGAAAAUGCAGAGAAAGCGAGGGCAAAAGGAAAAGUCCAUUUUAGCUCAACCACAGUGGGAUGCCAUGAAGUUGUCUGUGAUGAUCGAGGAGGCAAACGCAAUCAGUAAGAAGCUCAAGAAGAGCACUGUAUUCAGCAGGCAUGAGAACUCUGACAAAGAGAGCACAGGUCGGGGAAAUGAGCUGCAGAUUCAAGUGCAGAAUACCCGGCUGGGCAUCUCAACCUUUUGGAGUCUGGAGAAGUUCCAGAAUAACCUGGCAGUCAUGAGGGAACUUGAGCAGGGUGACUCGUCUACCAAAAAUGAAGAUGAUGUCUUUUACGACCCAAACGAUGAAUGGGAACAGGACAUAUCUCGUCCUUUGUCUACUUCUCCGUUUUCACGUAGAAGGAGCAGGAGUCUGUUGAAAAGCAGAAGGAUCUCAGGGCGCCUCUAUGAGAUACGAGUACACCCUAUUCAGUCUCUGCACAACUCCUCACAACAUGCCGGCCUGAUGGGUGUCAACAAGCUACCCUCAGUGCAGCCCAGCACACCUGCCUGUGCUCUGCCUGGCAUCUGUAAAGAACUGAUUGGCUCUGCGGUGGCCCAGCUGCAGGAAUGUCAUGGAGCAGAGGAGCACUUGGCUGAUAAGCUGACUAAUAACCUCCUCCUUGUCCACAAAGCAGCCAGGUCUAUCUGCGGCAUGUACAAAAGCAUGGAUGACGACAGCCAGGAGGACUUGUUCUCCUGCAGUGUGGAGGCUCAGAGCCAGCUAGUGAAGGCUACAUCAGCUAUGCAGAGGGCUGUACUUGACACGGCAUUAUGGGUGUCUAACAUGAACUCCAACAGCGCCACACAGACUGCUGAUAAACUUAAGGUGGAAGUCAAGAAAAUGGGUGGAUAUUUCCAGCUUCUUAUUCAGGGCUGUGAUUCAGACAUUUCCUCUAUGGUAACAGAGGCUCAAAGCAAAAUCAGCCAGUGCCUGAAUGCAGCUAUGACACUCAUCAGUCACCUUUCAGUUGUGAGUGAAACACAUCUCCCUGCCUUAGAAACAGGGCUGGAGGUCACCAGCAAGAGCUCUCUAGCAGCUCUUCUCCAUGAGGGAGCCUGCAAAGGUGUAGAGACACUACUCAACGAGGGCAUCAGUGAAGCCCAGGAAAUGCAGAGAGAGGCUCAGCAGGUGUUCCCUGAUGCUCAGGUUUUACAGAAUAUGAAGAAAAUAACGUUGGAAUUAGCUUCUUCCCUUCAACAAUAUAUGUCUUGCAGUACAGUGCAGAAUGAAAGGACUUUAGAUGAUGGUGGCCCUGAUGAUCAGUCCAGACUCUUAUCAGUGAGAAAUAAAGGGCUUCAUUUGUUUAAUCUCAACCUUGGAGUCAAGCAGCUUCACACAAGUAUCAUACAGACCCUGAAAGGAGAAAAUGGCACCAUCUCCAGUGCUGAAAGAACCCUGGUUUAUUCUUCAUCCAAAACCAUUGAAGAUGCCAUCGGUGGAUACCAAAUGGAGAUGGGAUCCAUACCUGCUUCUGGGUCCCAGAUUCCAUCUGUGAGAAGUCUUGCAGUAACUAGGGAUGGUGUGCGCUCUGCACUGCAGUCUCUGUCAGCUGUGUUUGACCAGCUGAGUGUAAAGAGAUCGCCAUCAGCCACAGGGUGCAGUAGUUUGAAGGCAGGUGAUGGAAAGAAAGGUAGAGAAGAAAUCUCUCCACCCAGCAACACCAGGAGAAACAGAACUGUUCGCAAAAUCGUGUACGCUCUUUCCACAGAGGUUGCCUCUUCUCCCAGUGAUGUACGGUGGGUGUAGCCCUCAUUCUUCCACAAAAUCCAGCAAACAUGUCAAGUGGAUGGAUGUUUGGAAACGGUGACGGUAUGACACCUGGAAUUCUCAGCAUUUCUGAGACGCAUGACUCGAAUGGUUAAUCUAACACUAGUCUUUCAAAUCAGCUGUGUAGUAGUUGCCAAUUUGCACUAUUUCAAGUUUACCACAGCUCUCUUCUCUAAUAUAUAAAGGCUUUACAUUUUUUUGAUAGAUUUGCAGCAGUGGGGCUAAAAUUAAGCAGGGCAUUUUUAUUGGUAGUCAAAAUGGUAACGGCCUAAUUUUUCUUUUUCUUUUUUUUUUUUUUUUUUUGCCUACUACUUUUUGAUCCAGUGAACUGGACCUUCUUGGGUUUAGUUUAUAUGUUGGCAGGAAAAAGCUGUAUUUCAAAGGUGCUGUAGAAUUUAAACCUAAAAACUUGAGCACUGAAUACAUAUAUGUAUAUUCAAAGUUAUUUGGAAUAAAAUACA
Scleropages formosus (Asian bonytongue) is the source of this 3995-nucleotide messenger RNA. RefSeq names its product kinesin family member 14 (gene kif14). Gene Ontology annotation, biological process: microtubule-based movement. The transcript is spliced from 26 exons. The record is from RefSeq and is a predicted model, not a curated record. Lineage: Eukaryota; Metazoa; Chordata; Actinopteri; Osteoglossiformes; Osteoglossidae. Gene Ontology annotation, molecular function: microtubule binding; microtubule motor activity; ATP binding. Bases 16 to 3513 code for a protein of 1165 amino acids.